CAAGUAACGGAGUAACGGACUGGACUAACUGGACUAUGGGCAGUCUUCUCUCUGUCAAUGGUUAUCGAUAUUUCUGUGCACUGAAGAGAGAGAGCGAGAGCGAGUAAGUAGCAGAGAAAAAGAAAAGAAAUAAAAACCAGACCAGAGAAGAGACAAUCGGCGGACUGCGCAUUUCUGAAGCUUUGUUCAUGGAUUUAUUAUAUAUACUUGUAUAACGGCUAGUAGCAGUCUUUAUGAGCAAGGAUUGACUUGGGUUCUCGUCCAUCUUUCUUCAUUUUCUCCGUAAGUUGGCAGAAAAACCCAAUACAUGGAUUCCAACAAUGAUAGUGAACCGUGGGAAUGGCAAGGUGAUGACUACUAUCUCCAAAAGAACUCCCAUUUCGAAAUCUCUACUAGUCUAUGGGAUGAAACAAGCCAAAAUGAAGAAAGUCUCUCCUACAUGUUCGAUGAAACGACGCCAAUUAAAUCUUGCGGAGAUUUAGCAUACCAUGUUACUGGCAGCGGAAAAAAUAUGAACAAGGAAGAGGAAGUGCGUAGGGAUUCUUCAUCUCAAUUAAAGAGGAGACGGAUGUUACAAUUCAACACAAGUAAUAUGGAUCCCUGUUACUGUGAUGAACAAAUUUCAUCUGUAUUUGGACAAUCAAAGGAUUGGGAGGAACAAAUCGGGGCAGCUUUACCUGUAACGUCGGAUUGGGUUUCAGAGCUCACAGUAGAUAGGUCUGCCUCUGGUAAUGGGAGCCUGGAUCAGUCUUCUGAGGGCUGGCUUGCCAACUGCUUCAACGACGCUGAAAUGCAUCUUAGCUCCGAUGAUAUGAAUCUCUCCGGGGUCUCUGACGAGCAAAUUGAUGUUUCAGAGUUCUGCAACUUUCCACCCGAGGUGGAAGCUCAUGUGGUACAAGGGUGUUCUUCCCUAACUCCUCGAAGUGUUUUUAAAGGUAGGAAGUCUUUCAUUCGAGCUCCCACAAAGAUGUCUUCUGCUGUUGCCUAUCCAUUUGCCCUCAUCAAGCCCUGUGGGGUCCAUGGAGAUGUUACUCUGAAGGACAUAAACCAGCGGAUUCGAACUCCACCCCCUUCAAAGUCGAAGCAAAAUGAUGAUGAUGCCUCUGCUUCUUAUCCCACUUCAGCUUUUUCUGGAAAGCCUGUGGUUGUUAAAACGAAAAUCCGCACUGAAGGGGGAAAAGGAAGUAUUACAAUCAUGAGAACCAAAGGCUGAGCAGAUAAGUUUAUCUUGCUUCACUUUUUUGUAAUGGCUUCUGCCCCCUCUUUUCUCUCUACAUUUUUUUUUUUUUUCUUUUUUGGGGUUUGCGGAGGUUUUCUGUAUAAUUUUCUGAAUUCAUCUAGUGCCGAAAUUGGUCUUGUUCUCCUUGGAAUUCACUAGACACAUGGAAGUGUUUAGGAUUCCAAGUUGUUUGUAAGCAACCCAACAUCUGAUACUUCUAUACACAAUAACUCUGAUUUCAAGACUGGAGUGAGGAUGUUGUGUUGUAGAUCCCCAUGCCCGUUUUCGUCUCUGAUGUAGUCUGUUAACUGCCGCCAUAUAGUUCUAUAAUGUCAAAAGUAUGUUCUCUCGGUA
Macadamia integrifolia is the source of this 1573-nucleotide messenger RNA. RefSeq names its product protein XRI1-like. Gene Ontology annotation, biological process: female meiotic nuclear division; male meiotic nuclear division. The coding region runs from base 308 to 1213 and encodes 301 amino acids. The record is from RefSeq and is a predicted model, not a curated record. The transcript is spliced from 9 exons. NCBI's taxonomy places the organism in Eukaryota, Viridiplantae, Streptophyta, Magnoliopsida, Proteales, Proteaceae.